CGACGGGGCGGCCCUGGGAGGAGGCCAAGGCUUUCUACGACAACCUCGUCCCCAAGAAGAAGCCCAAAUCGCCAAAGCCCGAGAACGCCAUCACCAUCGCGGUGUCGUCACGAGCGCUUUUCCGCAUGGAGGAGGAGCAGAAGAUUUACAAUGAGCAAGGGGUGGAGGCCUAUGUGAAAUACCAGCUGGACCAUGAGAACGAGCCCUUCCUCCCUGGGGCUGCCUUCCCCUUCGUCAAGGCGCUGGAAGCGGUGAACACGCAGCUGCGCGAGCUCUACCCUGACAGUGAGGAGCUCUUCGACAUCGUCCUCAUGACCAACAACCAUGCCCAGGUUGGGGUUCGCUUGAUCAACAGUAUCAACCACUAUGAUCUGUUCAUCGAGAGGUUCUGCAUGACGGGAGGGAACAGCCCCAUUUGUUACCUCAAGGCCUAUCACACCAACCUCUACCUCUCCUCUGACGCUGAGAAAGUGAGUGGGGCCAUUGAAGAGGGGAUUGCUGCAGCCACCAUCUUCAGCCCCAGCAAAGACCUGGAGGUGUCGGAGAACCAGCUGCGGGUGGCAUUUGAUGGUGACGCCGUGCUCUUCUCUGAUGAGUCGGAGCAGAUCGUGAAGGCUCACGGCUUGGACAUGUUCUUUGAGCAUGAAAAGACUCACGAGAACAAGCCUCUGGCACAGGGCCCCCUGAAGGGCUUCCUGGAGGCCCUGGGGAAGCUGCAGAAGAAGUUUUAUUCCAAGGGGCUGAGGAUGGAGUGUCCCAUUCGCACCUACCUGGUCACUGCCAGGAGCGCGGCCAGCUCGGGAGCCCGGGCCCUAAAGACUCUGCGCAGUUGGGGCCUGGAGACGGAUGAAGCUUUGUUCCUGGCCGGGGCUCCCAAGGGGCCGCUGCUGAAGAAGAUCCGUCCUCACAUCUUCUUCGAUGACCAGAUGUUCCACGUGGAGGGAGCCAAGGAGAUGGGCACUGUCGCUGCCCACGUCCCCUACGGCAUCGCCCAGAAGCACAAGCGGCCGGUGCAGGAGAAGCAAACCCCGAACAGCAAGUAGCGGAGCUGGCUGGUCCCGCGGCCCCCGGUGUGCGGCACAGGCUUCACCCCGUGCACCACGCUCUGACCUGGGUUGUGGUCUGCAAGGCAGAGAGUGUUUGCCCUGGCGAGUGCAAGGUUAUUCCCCAGCGGGAGCCUUGUCGGGGGCACGGAUGGAGGAGGGGGCUGACGAAAGGCUUCCUUUCGCCUCUGUAUUCGUUGCAAUGUCGUGGUGUUGUCCCCAUUCCUUGUGGGGCCGGAGGUUCCCCUGCGCCGGGCAGCCCCAUGAGCCGUUUCCCUGUUCAUCCGCACUCUGCACUUGCUUCAGGCAAAACCCCUUGAGGAUGGAUCUCACCUUUUGUGGACUGUUUGUGCCAGGCAGGUUUAAUCUAUUGGCAUUUCUUUAAAACCCCAGGUAAUUCCCAAAGCCUUUGGGAAUUUACAAAAACCCUUCUUGCAGCUUUGAAACAAAAUGCUGUCCCUUUUAACUAAAAUUAAACCAUAAUAUUGUUCCUUCACAGACCCAGCCCCUGCUCCCCAGCCGGAAAAUCUUCCAUGUCUUUGUCCUUUGUCCUUUCACCAAGAUUUUGUCAGCUGAACAGCUUUCCUUUCAUGCACUAAGAUUUGGAAAAA
Messenger RNA from Aptenodytes forsteri (emperor penguin), 1654 nucleotides. It is a transcript of the gene NT5C1A, whose product is annotated as 5'-nucleotidase, cytosolic IA. Gene Ontology annotation, molecular function: nucleotide binding; 5'-nucleotidase activity; magnesium ion binding. The transcript has 6 exons. The record is from RefSeq and is a predicted model, not a curated record. Lineage: Eukaryota; Metazoa; Chordata; Aves; Sphenisciformes; Spheniscidae. Bases 126 to 1043 code for a protein of 305 amino acids. Gene Ontology annotation, cellular component: cytoplasm; cytosol. Gene Ontology annotation, biological process: nucleotide metabolic process; adenosine metabolic process.